Molecule: messenger RNA, 3002 nt
Organism: Cylindrotheca closterium
Lineage: Eukaryota; Bacillariophyta; Bacillariophyceae; Bacillariales; Bacillariaceae
Source: the annotation of a GenBank genome assembly
CACCGGCCACCUACAUCAGUGAUUGGAAAUCGGCACAACAAGGUUUGCUGAGUGUUAAGGCCUACGGUCUGGUGAAGGAUGCGAUCCUUACCUUGAUCAGCAAGUUACGGGAUUACUACAUUUUGACAGAGGUUCUUUAUCCAGGCAUCGACUUCACGGGGAUGUUCAAGUUUGCUACUACAAGGUUGUACGGUUCUUGCACUCUGUUCAAACUGCUCUUGUCCAUCAAGGCCACUCCGGCCCAGGCUGAUCAGGCUUCCACAGCUGCCAAAGACAGACCCCCAACACCUGCCGACGACGACUCAUCUGAAGAGGAGGACGAUGAAUCCCAGGAGGGAGCGGGUUCCCUGUCCGGACCAUUCACGAAGGUGACAAAGAAGAAGGUGAAGAAGAAGAAGAAGAAGUCGCUCAUUUCCGAUAACCUAGAGAAUCAUUUUCUCAAAGAUCUAUCCCCGGCACAACGCAAGCUGGCUGAAGCUACCGACCGCAAACUGAAGAACAAUAUUGAUCGCCAUAAGGCAGGACCACUCUUCCUGAUGAUCCUUCCUGGAGAAAUGGAAGACUCUUACAUCUUCGUUUGCCGCAAGAAGUACGCUGAUCGAGUCUUGGGUAAAUGGAUUCCCAAAUCUGAGAUCCAGGCGACGCGUCCACCUGCUCCAAACAAUGAGGUAUCUCCAGAUCGGUCCGAUUUCACCAUGCCACCAAAAAAGAGGAAAAGCAAGGAUACUUCCACGACUAAGAGGAGAGCUGAUAGGUCUAAGGCUGGUCUUAAGCCGCCCACUAAGUCAACUUGUGCCAGCACGUCUGUUCACUUUCAGCAGCCAAAGCAGCGCUCUUGGAACACGUCUCAGGUCCAGAUGGACACAACUCAGAUGGAAGGUGAUACUACGACAGCUGUGUCCCAGGACGAAAGCCUCUCAUCUCUGACAGCGGCAUCUCCGGGAGGUGUACACCCGGCCAUGAGAGGCCCCAGGUCGUCUGCCGCUAGGUCACGGCGAGCAGGCAGAAGAUCUCGAAUUAGUGGCCCGUCAAGUGUUGUUUCCCACGCUUCACUUGACGAAUAUUUACGCUCUCUGCCACCAGGAGACUGCCUUGGCGAUGACCAUCGCUGUCGCUCUUCACUCGCUACUCGCGUCACCUUCCAGAACGUUAACGGUGUUCCAGAGGAAGGUGAUCAUGUGAAACAGCGGCAGAUCAACUCCUGGCUGCAAGAUGAGCGAGUGGGAAUAGCGUUGUUGGCGGAGGCCAAAACGUUUUGGCCCUCUAUCCCAGAGGGUCAUGGGUGGAACGAUAGGAUGCGUCAAGCUACGAUGAAGGCAAAGCACAAAGGUUUUUACUCGGCUGUCGCUUAUAAUAAACAGCAGUCACGAUCUUCAGCAACUACAGCCUUUCAAUGGGGAGGAUGCAUUGCGACAGUACUUAGUCAGGUCUCGCACCGAGCUAAAGAAUCAGGGAGCGAUUCAACGGGGCUUGGACGGUGGGCUUAUGUUCGUCUUCAAGGGAAAAGGCUAAAGGCGCAGGGGGGUGAUGAUCCCUCCGGCUUGGUGCUAGACGUAAACGAGGCGGUCCGACGCCCGAUUUCACGUGAUCUAGUGGUUGUCUCGGCAUAUAGGCCAAACAGAGAAGGUACAAGGGAAUCGACCGUGUGGGCCCAACAAUGUCUAUACUUUAACUCUAUAAAAUGUAAGAUUGAUCCGCGCAAAGCAUUGGUCGAUGACCUGUGCAAGCAAAUUCAAAAAUGGAGGGACAAGGGUUGUGAAGUUUUGCUGGGGAUCGAUGCUAAUGAAGACCUUUUGGUCAACUCCCCGGACUCCAUACGACAGCGGUUUCCAACGUUCCCAUCAACGGAAUUUUUACCACUUCAGGUGUUCCGGUUCUGGCUGGUGGCUACUGGUGAAUUUGUUGAAGCAGACCACAGGGCACUAUGGAUUGAUAUCGACUUGAACACGGCUUUGGGCAAUUUCACACCCCAGGGGUCUACCUUUAAACCUCGGAAGCUCACUCUUUUGGAUAAGCGGUCGGUCAAACGCUAUCUUCAACUGGUUCACUUGGGAUACGAGGGGUAUGACAUCCCGUCCCGUCUCACCAAGCUCAAUCAGCGCAUUGAAUCCAAUGGACGACACAUGUCACCUCCACUGGCACGCAAAUAUAACUGCCUUCACCGGCAGAUGUAUAUGAUACGGCGGCAGGCUGAAGACAAUUGUCGCACUACCUCCUCUGGCAAGGUUCCUUGGUCUCCCAAAUUGCAGGGCUUCUGGGAUCGGUUGAGUCUCUGGAAGCUACUCCUUAAAGGACGCAAGCGAUGUCGUGUGAGCUCCCGAAAGGUCCGGCGCCUGAUGAAGAAGACAAGGCUGUGCACUGCGUGGAAGAAGACGACUGCUGAACUGGAAGUGGCAUUGGCAGCUGAACGAAGGGCAUACAAGCAAGCCAAACGUCAGGCAACCCAAUUGAGACGGGACUUUCUUACGGUUCAGACAACGGAUGCAAAGAAGAAGAAAUGGAAAUCCCAGAAGGCCCACAAUAGAUUCCUUCGGUUACGACGAAUGAAGCAACGAGAGGAGGCGAGACGCCGUCGUCGCGCCCAACAAAAAGGAUCUACAGGGGGUUUACGGGCUAUUCAGAUUGAAGAACAAUUACCAGACGGCACUCCACAGCUGCGUACUAUCACCGACCGUGCUCUGGUUGAAGAAGGUUGUAUGCAAGAAAACGCGGCACGGUACGACCAGACGCGUGCUCCAUAUAACACUCCACCUAUGGCGGAACCCUUGUAUACAGCAUUCACCGGCGCUCAGGCGGAAGCUAAUUCCAUGGCACUAUUGGAAGGCCGCUACUCCCUGCCCGACCUUCUCGACCCCGCCACUACAGCCUUCCUUUCACAUUGCCGUUUUUACAAGGAUCACGUAGGUAGCUUUGUCACCGUGAAUCUCGAUCUCGUCUGGAACCCACCCAUAGUAGUCCGUGCAAAGCUCUGCAGCCGAUUGCCAAGUUUAAAGGAUGGAUGA